GCCAGACAGGAAGUGGCGGUGUGGUUGCCGCACGCGGUCUUGACGCCGGCGCGAGCAGGGCUCAGUCCGGUCUGGGUCGCGUCGAGUCCGCUGCGUCUCACGGUUCUUCGCUGCGACGGAGACAUAAAAUGUGGAGCGGUGGCGGAACCGGAGCCCGCGUCCCGGAUCAGUCCAGAGCCAGAGCCAGACCCGGAGCCAGGCUACCCGAACCCUCCGGCCCCGCGCGGCUCGCCUCGCAGACGGCAUGACCGCAGCAGCCGCGCUGGUGCAGGAGAGAGCGACAGAGAGAGGCAGCUAGCCGGGCAGCUAACAGCGCGAUGGCCGCGGAGGGAAGCGGCACGAUCCGCAGCCGCAUCAAGAACCUGCUGCGCUCCCCGUCCAUCAAACUGAGGAGGAGGAGCGGCGCCGCGCGGCACAAAGAGGACCUCGGCGACAAGGUGACCUUGGAGAAGGUUCUAGGUAUCACGGCUCCAGGGAACCGAGCACUGGCCUGUGACCCCCGAACCGGACUGCUGGCUUAUCCUGCAGGGUGUGUUGUCGUCCUGCUGAAUCCUCGGAAGAACAAACAGCAUCACAUCUUCAACAGCUCCAGGAAGGCCAUCACCACCUUAGCGUUUUCUCCAGAUGGGAAAUAUGUCGUUACAGGAGAGAGUGGUCACAUGCCGGCGGUCCGGGUGUGGGAGGUGUCAGAGCGUCUUCAGGUCUCUGAGCUGCAGGAACAUAAAUAUGGCGUCUCCUGUGUGGCGUUUUCUCCAAACGGAAAAUACAUCGUCAGCGUGGGAUACCAACACGACAUGAUGGUCAACGUGUGGAACUGGAAGAAAAACGUGGUCGUUGCAGCCAAUAAAGUCUCCAGCAAAGUGACGGCCGUCUCCUUCUCAGACGACAGCUCGUACUUCGUUACUGCCGGCAACCGCCACGUCAAGUUCUGGUACCUGGACCACGCCAAGACCUCCAAGGUGAACGCCACUGUCCCUCUGCUGGGGCGUUCAGGGCUGCUGGGAGAGCUCAGGAAUAACUUCUUCAGCGAUGUGGCGUGCGGGCGGGGCCGCCAGGCCUCCUCCACCUUCUGCAUCACCUCCUCGGGUCUGCUGUGCGAGUUCAACGACCGACGACUCCUCGACAAGUGGGUGGAGCUCCGGACGUCUCAGGCCACCUGUCUGUCCGUCACAGACGAGUUGAUCUUCUGUGGUUGUUCCGACGGGACGGUUAGAGCUUUCAGCCCUGUCAACCUGCACUUCCUCUGCACUCUGCCCCGCCCGCACUCCCUGGGAGCUGACAUCACCAGUAUGGUGGACGCCAGUCAGCUGUUCUCCUGCAGGUCAGAGGCGCGUUACCCGGACACGGUGGCGGUGACCUAUGACCCCACCAAUCGCUGGCUGUCCUGCGUCUACAACGACCACAGUGUUUAUGUCUGGGACGUCCGAGACCUCCGAGACCCCCGCAGGGCGGGAAAACUCUACUCCGCCCUCUACCACUCCUCCUGUGUGUGGAGUCUGGAGGUGUACCCGGAGGGGGGAGGAGGAGGAGGAGGAGGUGAGGUGCGUCUCCCCACCGGCUCCUUCCUGUCCUGCUCCUCAGACAACACCAUCCGACUGUGGAACAUCGACGGACACAACGUCCUCAAAAGGAACAUCCUGAGCCACGACCUGCAAAAAGUCAUUUACGUGGACGAUAAUGUAACGAGCCUCAUGGACGCGGAGAGCAUCACCAUCGCCGGCGGCAACACAGAGAAGGCAGCGUCCUCGGGCUCAGAGGGUCAGCAGACAGACCAGAGCCGGGUGGGCAUUAGGACCCUGAGGGUCAGUCCUGAUGGACAGCACCUGGCCUCAGGAGACCGCAUGGGCGUCCUCAGGAUCCAUGACCUGGACAGUAUGGAGGAGAUCCUGAACGUUCAGGCCCACGACUCAGAGAUCCUCUGCCUCGAGUUCUCCAAACCAGAUACUGGUCUCCAGUUACUAGCCACGGCCAGUCGGGACCGUCUGAUCCACAUCCUGGAUGCGGGCAGAGAGUACAGUCUGGUUCAGACUCUGGACGAACACUCGUCCUCCAUCACCGCUGUCAGAUUCGCCGCCAAUGAGGGUAAGGUGAGGAUGAUCAGCUGCGGAGCCGAUAAGAGCGUCUACUUCCGCACCGCCCAGCAGGUGGAGGGGGGGUUGGAGUUCACUCGGACUCAUCACGUCGUCAGGAAAACGACUCUGUACGACAUGGACGUCGAGCCAACCAGGAAGUACGCAGCAGUGGGCUGUCAGGACCGCAGCAUCAGGAUCUUUAACAUCAGUAAUGGCAAACAGAAGAAGUUGUAUAAAGGCUCUCAGGGAGAGGACGGCACCCUCAUCAAGGUGCAGAUCGACCCGUCGGGCCUCUACAUCGCCACCUCCUGUUCAGAUAAGAACAUCGGCGUAUUCGACUUCUACUCCGGAGAGUGUGUGGCCACCAUGUUCGGACACUCGGAGAUAGUAACAGGUUUGAAGUUCAGCAGUGACUGCAGACACCUGAUCACCGUCUCUGGAGACAGGUACGUCCCACCUCGCUCAGCUUCGGUCCACAUGUUUAAGAGAGUUCCGAGAAGUCAGCACCGAAAAAUGUCAGUCCGUUUGUGUUUACAUCAAAUGCUGUCGUUGACCCGAUUCAUCCUCAUGAGGAGGUUCCCAUUUGUUUUUCAGCGUGGAUCGACGGAGGCGUCGUCUCACCGUGUCGUCACCAUGUCGUCUGACAGCGACAAAGAGGAGGAAGAGGAGGAGGAAGAGGAGGUCGGCUGUCCUUAUAUGGUCACAGCAGGAAGCCAGGAGGAGGUGGAGAGAGAUGUGUGCGAGGACAAGUACAGCUCUCUGGACUCUCAGCACUGCAGAGACAGCAGGAAGGAGGUGUCGGGGGCUCGACUCCCCCGCCGUCGCUGGUCCAGGAGGACGGGCAGCGCUGAUGGUGUUCUGAUGGUGAAAUCCAUGUUGGACCUGAGACUGCUGGACUCUUACCACCCCGACAGACCUGAGGAGCAGCAGGUAGAGCAGCAGGAGACAAAGACCUGCCCCCUCGAUGGGAGCCCCUCCCCCUGCAAGCCGAGGAGGGGUCAGGGUGUGGAGGCGGGGCAUAACAGGACCAGUCAGGAGCUGGGGAGCACCAUCAGUCUGCAGGUCACCACUGCAUGGGUGGAGGACGACGGGGCGAGGACCAGUCAUAGGCCAGACUUCAUUCUGCUGUCCAAUCAGAGCCCAGACAGGGAGGAUCCAGUGCUGUAUCCCGACCAAUGGGAGGACAGAGUGAGCCUGGCAGGCAGUGAGUUCCAGGUGAAGGAGGUGUGUCCUGCUGCCGCAGGUGGACGGCAGGACAAACCCAGUCCAGACAGCGGCUGCUCACUGGGAUUCAACUCCAGACUUUCCAGUCCAGACAGACCUGCAGGAGACGACUCGGAGCCCACUGAGCCUCUCAGUGUGGAUGGAAACUCCUCUGAGCUGGAGAUGGAGGAGGAGGACGACGAAGACGCAGGAAGAGGAGGAGGAGGAGGUGGGGAGGUCGGGGGGUCUCAGCAGGUCCCUCAGACUCCAGACCAGGAAGCUUUCCUGAAGGAGCACUUUGUCACCCUGGCCAACCUCUCGGCCUCAGGGAGUCCGAGCAGAGCGUCUCACAGCUCCAGUGAGAGUCUCAGCAUCUCCUCCAGGUUCCUCUCCCAGAAUUCAGCUGGAAGUCGGGCUGUGUUUCCUCUCCUGUCCCGGACCAGCGGCGGAGACGGGGAAGGAGGAGCAGGGGAGGUGAAGGCCCGUCCUCUGGUCUCGGAAGUCCGACCUCUAAUGGAGCAGCACCAGAGCAGGAGGAUAUCAUGGAACCAGGACCAGACCUCCUCACUUCACGACCAGAUCCCAUCCCAGAACAGGACCAACAUGGACCAAACACAGACUCCUCAGGUCAAAGACCAGAUCCAACAGGGUACAAAUCAGCUCCAGAGCCGGGUUGAGGAGGAGGAGAUCUCCUUGGCUCUGCAGGCCCACCGGCCCUCCCCAAUAAAGAAGAAGAUUCAGACAGCGUUGGAGUCCAAGAGGAACCUGGGCCUGACGACCCGGGCUGCUGCCUCCCACCUGACCCCCUCCCCUGGACUCCGGAAGGCCCAGUCAGUCCAAAGCCUGCUGAGCGAUACAGGCGAUCCCUCUCUCACCCAGUCGACCUCUCGUCCAUCCAGAGAGGUCCCCCUUCAGCUGCUCCUCCCCCCUCAGCGUCCCACCACCCUACCCUCCUCCCCCAGACGUCCCCCGUCAUCCACAUCCCUACCUCCUCAGAAACCCAGCCCCGCCUCCCCCAGGUCCCCCCAGCAGGAAACAGCCGCUGCUGCCACCAUACUGAGGAAGUCUUCAUCCUCCUCCUCGACUCCGUCAGCGCCGCGCUCCUACAUGAGCCCCACCGCCAGCUCCAUGGCCAAGAUGUCGCGCUCCGUCUCCAUGGGUGACGGCCUCAACAUCCCCGAACCCGCCGAGGAUCCCGCCGUGACAUCGUCGUCGUCAGAGGUAACCACCUCCUCUCAGGUCAAAGAGACUCCGCCUCCUCUGGUUGCCGUGGUGCCCUCCAACGCAGCCCUGGCCACGCCCGCCCACGCUGCCGUUGUCCCCGUCGUCGCCACCUCCUCCUCCUCGUCUUCGGGUAACCAUGGUAACCAGACGGCCCCUCCCUCCCGCGGUCUACAAGCUCGGGUCCCCGGCAGCAGCAGACCGCUCCCUGACAAACCCUCAAUCGCCUCCUUCUCACCAUCAUCCAAGACCGCCGCCACCUCCUCGUCUUCUUCCUGCUCCUCAUCUUCCGCGUCUCGGCCUCCGCCGGUCUCCGUCUCCCCCCUGACUCCCCCGCGGCAGGAGGAGGAGGAGGAGCCUCAGACUCCUGCGGGCAGCGGCGCUGAGCAGAAGGACGACGCAGGUUUGGACUAUCAACCUCCUCCCCCUCCUCUUGAUCCCUUCAUCCUGUCAUCUCUCCAUCUGGGCUCGGGGCUCUGGCUCUGCCCCUCCUCCUCACCCUCCUCUUCACCACUGCACUCCUCCUCUAGCUCCGUAGCGACGGACCAGCGAAUCAGUGUGGAGACCUGCCGGGCUCUGACCAAUGAGCUGCAGAGCUGCUUUAAGAGAGCCACACACCUGUACAGGAAGGUGAGUGGCUUCUCCACCGAUGACGCCGCCCCCGACCAGCGUCAGAUGGCGGUCCUCCUAUCAGAGGCCUUCCGGGCCAUGAGGGCGGAGCUAGACUCCCUGCCACUCAGUGCGCCGGGCAUGCUGGGGGAGGAGGGGGGGCUGGGAGGAGUUGGGGAGGUGAAGACAGCGGCUCUGCUGGAGGAGUACUCUCUGCUCCUGCUGCAGGCCGUACACCGGAGGAUCAACACCACCACAUACUGAACUUCACCGAUCCUCUUCACCUCCUCCUGAGGAUCAAUUCAACAGCAACGUUCCUUCUUCAUCUCCUCCUCUUCCUCCUCUCAUUUCUUUUCUUAUCCUCCUUUUUUCCCAAAACCAACUUCUCCAUCAUUUUCCAUCUCAGGCUCCUCCUCCCUCUUUGCGCUGACUUACUCUCCAUCCUUUCCCCUCGUCCUCGUCCUCGUUCUCGUCCUGCUCUCCCUCCAUCAGUCAGCAGCACUUUAACCAGUUUCACCAGUUCAACCAGUCGGUUUCACAGUGAGGUGAAUCCUGCGCUGCAUUCAGGGAAAAUGGGAGAAAGAAAGACCCACUACAGACUGAGUCUGUGUGACUAACAUGUCCAUUAGGUCAUUGAUAACUGAAUGAACCUCUGGACGUGAUGGACGUUACCGAGGCGACGGCAGCGGUAAAAAAGAAAAGCUGUGAUCUUCACCGACUCUGUGGUUCUACUCCGACUGCUGGCGUCUCCCCUUUCUCCUCCGCUUCUUCCAAAACCAUUGCUCCUCUGCCUCCUCCUUUUUUCUCUGUGCAGCGCUUCGUCCUCUUCUUCGGCCAUUUUAUCUUUCUCACCCCUCCCCCACUGCUCCAAAACCACCAUCUUCUCUUCUUGUUUCACCAUCAUUUCUUCCUCCCCCUCCUCGUCUUCACAGAUGAGGGAUCUGAAGCCAUUUUGAUUUUGUCUGAAUUUUUAUUCCUUUUUAAUUGUAUGCUAGAAUCUUUCCGGUCUAAAAAGACGAGGCUGUAAUUUGACCGUUUUGUAAAAACCCGAGUCGACGUUUUUAACGAGUUGUUUUUUAAAGACUGAACCACGAGGAGGUUCUGACUCCUUGGGCUCCAUGUGCAUUCCUUAAGGUUCCCGCCGUUUGUUCGGAGGGCGUCAGAACGAGUGAGCGGCAGCUUCGGUGUCCCGUCAAUCUGAAGGAUCGGUCGAUCGUCGAUUAUUGAUUAUUGUUGUAGAAACGUUCACGUUAGGCUGCGGAGAAGAGACUUUAUAAAGCAGCAAACAGCAAUAUGAGACUUUCUGUCACUGUUUGGUUUGAACAAACUUUAUUGUUUCACUGUUGUUUGAUGUAAAUUUCCUUUCCUGAGUUCGGUUGAACCUGAGAGAGACGAGCAGCAGAGCGCCACCAUCAGGAGAUCACGUGUGAUUUUUACUGUUUAUUUUCUGAACCGACUGUUCCUCCUGAACCGUCGUCACACUACUGAACACCGACUCACACUGUCUUCACCUGAAACUGACAGGACCCACUUCACCGACUGAUGUUUCUAAUGUUAACGGAGGGUUUUUUAAUUGCUUUUAUUGGGUUGAAAUCUGGGCUCGGACGGUUUCUAACGGUUUGUUGUAACUCUGACUUUCAAAGUUCGGUUUGAAACGUUUUCAUGUUUUUGUCUAACUUUAAUAAAAG
This is a messenger RNA of Xiphias gladius (swordfish), 6793 nucleotides long. It is a transcript of the gene mapkbp1, whose product is annotated as mitogen-activated protein kinase binding protein 1. The coding region runs from base 318 to 5369 and encodes 1683 amino acids. Lineage: Eukaryota; Metazoa; Chordata; Actinopteri; Istiophoriformes; Xiphiidae. The record is from RefSeq and is a predicted model, not a curated record. The transcript has 30 exons. Gene Ontology annotation, molecular function: protein binding.